AAGAUGGCGACGGGCAGGAGGCGGUGUGUGUCCUGUCAGAGACUCGGACUAACGCUAGAUUUAUAAAGUAUUAUUAACGCUGCAGGUGGAUUGUAGUAACAAUGAGUACAAUCAGAACGCUUUUCGUGCGCUUUUGUGCGCUGUCGGACUGAAGGAUGGACAAUUACAGAGUAAUAAAGAAAAUCGGAGAAGGAACGUUUUCCCAGGUGACGAAGGUACAGAGUCUGAAGGACGGGAAACAUUAUGCGUGUAAAACCAUGAAGCAGCCCAUUCCCAGUCUGGAACAGGCACACAACCUCCGUGAGGUCCAAGCCAUGAAGAGACUGAGUUUACAUCCUAAUAUCCUGCAGCUUCAUGAAGUUAUAUUUGACCAAGAUACAAGAACCUUGUCUUUGAUCUGUGAACUUAUGGAGAUGAAUAUAUAUGAGUUGAUUAGAGGAAGACAGUAUCCUUUACCUGAAAACAAAGUGAAAAUCUACAUGUAUCAGCUUUGUAAAGCUCUAGAUCAUAUGCACAGCAAUGGGAUUUUCCACAGAGACGUGAAACCAGAGAAUAUUUUAAUUAAACGUGACGUCCUGAAACUAGCAGACUUUGGCUCCUCCAGGAGUGUGUAUUGCAAACCACCUCACACAGAAUAUAUCUCCACACGCUGGUACAGAGCUCCAGAAUGUCUGCUUACAGACGGACACUACUCCCUCAAAAUGGACAUGUGGAGUGCAGGAUGUGUGUUUUUUGAAAUUCUCAGCUUGAAUCCUCUGUUCCCAGGGACUAAUGAGGUCAAUCAGGUGUCCAAGAUUCAUGAGGUUUUGGGGACACCAGACAGCACAGUUCUCCAGAAGUUCAAACAGUCUCGUGUGAUGGCGUUUGAUUUCGUGCCUCGGAAAGGCUGUGGACUUUCUCGUCUGAUCCCUCACUGCUCGGCUCCUAGCCUCUCUUUACUCUAUCAGAUGCUGGCGUAUGAUCCAGAUGAACGCAUAAGUCCACGUACAGCACUGCAGCACACCUGUUUUAGAGAUCUACGUCUGGCAGAAAGGAGAGCUUUAGGGCUCCACAGGACUUUUGGGGUUGUUGAGGAAAGCAGCAGCAGCGCGACUCCAGGAUCAGUGCAGCAGUUCUGGUGCAGCACUCGGCAGGGGAGACGGCAGCAGUUAAAGCAUGUGGCCGAACCCCUCAGCAGACACGUCUUGCCUCGUUAUCCUGUGGAGCUCCCGAAGCUCACGGUGGGAGUGAACACUCCUAAAGUGCCCUACCCCGUGUCCAGCCUGCCUGCUUUCUCUGUACCACACCAGGGGCUGCUGCCAGCCAUCACCUCCAAAAAGUGCCAUUCUCGUCCACUGAAGCCCAGGGAAGAGCCACACUGCUCAGCUUUAAAGAGCUUCUACAUGCCUCCUCUGGAGAGAAAAGGUAAAGGCUACUGACGUCCAGCCCACAAAUGCAGCUGUGUAAAUAACAACGUUCCAGAAGUGUUGGAACAUUUCGAGCAUUAAACUGUGCAGUCUGGAGAGACGCCUUCAUCCAUCACAUGACUCCUUCAUAUGACCAAAACUUUUCCAUGUAAUCAUGUACAGAUGUAUUACUAAUAUCAGAUCCAUAAUCCCCCCGUCCACGUGGCAUCAGAACACCUGGGCUGCGUCCCAAUCCAAUCGCCUUUCACCAUAAAGUGCACUUGGGAUAAAUUUCUUAAAAAAGAUCAGUGCGACUCGAUCAGAUAAACACUGUGUUCUGAUACACACGGGUUUAUUUCAGCUCUUUUACUUCUCAGGUAGAAUUAAAAGCUGAUCUUUGUAUAUAAAUGUUCAUUAAAAAACGACUAAACAGUUCAGUGACUAAUAAAUAAAACUGUAAUAAA
Molecule: messenger RNA, 1849 nt
Organism: Silurus meridionalis
Lineage: Eukaryota; Metazoa; Chordata; Actinopteri; Siluriformes; Siluridae
Product: MAPK/MAK/MRK overlapping kinase-like
Exons: 12
Coding region: 156-1418 (420 amino acids)
Biological process (GO): protein phosphorylation; intracellular signal transduction
Cellular component (GO): cytoplasm; nucleus
Molecular function (GO): ATP binding; protein serine/threonine kinase activity
Source: RefSeq, a predicted model, not a curated record